AUGCUGAGUGGCUCUGGCAACUGCUGUGGUUGAAGGUUGUUAGUCAUCUGCUGCUACUGCAGGAGACACAGGAGUGCUGAGCCAGAGCUGUUCAUCCAGCCCUCUUGGUCCUCCUAGGCCAGCAGGAUGAAGGAGGCUAGGAAAACAUUUCUUAAUCUACUUUUCAUCCUCUGGCUCUUUCUUCUGUUGAAGACUGCCUCUUCCUCCCCUCCACCUUGUGGAAAGGACCCACGACCCCCUUCGCUCCCCUUUGGGCUAUACAAAGGACACACCUGUGUUGGAUGUGUGCUUGUGGUAUCUGUCAUCGAACAGCUCGCACAGUGGCACAACAGUACAGUAAAGGCAGCCAUGGAGAGACUGUGUGACUACAUACCUGAAAAACUACAAGGUUUCUGUUAUGUGCUUGCUGAACUUUAUGGACCACACAUAACUGAACUCAUAGUCAGGGAAAUGAAUGCUGAUGUGGUUUGCCAUUCCUUGAGGAUGUGUAAACAGGAUCCAGGACAGCUCCUUUGUCAUCUCUACUCUCCUCCAAAGGUGGGACUGAGUGUUGCAAUAAGAAAUGCAAAAAGAAUUAUGAAGGCUUCCAAGGACCUGAAAAGCUUCUUGGGGUUCUCAAGUGUAUGUGCAUUUCCUCUUCUGGCUAACCUGUGUGAGAAGAUUAAAUAUGUUCUAAGAAAUAAACUGCCUUUUGAAGAUUUUGACGGAGAUAAAUUUAGUACUUUCCCAACCUUGAGGGGCUAUCACUGGCGAGGCAGAGAUUGCAAUGACAAGAACACAGCCGUGUACCCUGGCAGACGUCCUGAUAAUUGGGAUGCAAAAAGUGACUCUAACUGCAAUGGCAUAUGGGGUGUGGAUCCAAAAGAUGGAAUUCCCUAUGAGGAGAAAUUCUGCAAAGGUGCAGACUCAAAAGGUGUUGUGCUCUUGGGAGACUCAGCUGGUGCUCACUUCCACAUCCCUCCAGAGUGGAUGACCGUCACACAGAUGUCAGUGAAAUCAUUUGCUACUCUCCCCAUGGCAUUCAGUGAUGAGCUUGACUGGCCCCAGUUCUCAGAGGUUACUGGAUUUCUGAAUUCUACCAUCGGAGGGUGGACAGACUCUCUGUAUCUACGUUUGCGCAAGAGAAAUCGCUGUAAUCACAGAGACUUGCAGAACAUUUCCAAAAAUGGUGGUUCUUCAGGAAACAUCCUCUCUUUAAUAAAUAGUUUGGCCAGAAACCAGCUGUUGGACAAUCCAGCCAUAGUUAUCUAUGCUACAAUUGGGAAUGAUGUCUGCAAUGGGGAACGUGACACACUGGCCCACAUGACCACACCCAAAGAAAUGCUCUCCAAUGUGGUGCAAGCUCUGCGUUAUCUGGAUGCCCAUCUUCCAAAUGGCAGCCAUGUGAUUUUAACAGGCUUGGUGGAUGGUCGCUUCCUCUGGGAUAACCUGCAUGACAGAUACCAUCCUCUAGGACAACUCAACAAGGAUGUCACAUACAGUCAACUCUACUCUUUCCUCGACUGCCUCCAGGUGAGCCCCUGCAGCGGCUGGCUGACACCCAAUGAGACCCUUAGGAAUCUGACCUCAGAGCGAGCAUUACAACUUUCCAAUGUCCUGAAAGAAAUAGCAAGAUCUGAGAAAUAUGCCAACUUUGAUAUUUUCUACAUGGAUUUCCCACUGAGACAAAUGGCCGAGGAGUGGCGCAAGAUGGGAGGUGAGCCCUGGCAGCUGAUCGAAUCAGUUGAUGGCUUCCACCCCAGCCAGAUUGCUGCAGCCCUUGGAACAGGCAUUACCUGGCAGAGGGUGCUACAUGAGUGGCCUCAAGUGCUUGGCAAGGAGAAUCCAUUCAACAACGAAAUUGAAGCCAUAUUCAAAGAUCAAGGUGGACACUGA
Messenger RNA from Cinclus cinclus, 1875 nucleotides. It is a transcript of the gene AOAH, whose product is annotated as acyloxyacyl hydrolase. The record is from RefSeq and is a predicted model, not a curated record. Gene Ontology annotation, biological process: negative regulation of inflammatory response; lipopolysaccharide catabolic process. The transcript has 22 exons. NCBI's taxonomy places the organism in Eukaryota, Metazoa, Chordata, Aves, Passeriformes, Cinclidae. Gene Ontology annotation, molecular function: acyloxyacyl hydrolase activity; calcium ion binding.